Messenger RNA from Manihot esculenta (cassava), 1246 nucleotides. RefSeq names its product WAT1-related protein At1g43650. The transcript is spliced from 7 exons. Gene Ontology annotation, molecular function: transmembrane transporter activity. The coding region runs from base 36 to 1130 and encodes 364 amino acids. Gene Ontology annotation, cellular component: plasma membrane. The record is from RefSeq and is a predicted model, not a curated record. Lineage: Eukaryota; Viridiplantae; Streptophyta; Magnoliopsida; Malpighiales; Euphorbiaceae.
AGAGAUUACCAAAAAUAGACAAAACAUAGUGAGAUAUGAGGAGCAUAGUUGAGUAUGCAAAUGUAGUGGAGAGCCAUAAGCUUUACAUAGCAGUGCUCUUCAUACAGUUUGUUUAUGCAGGGAUGGCUUUGCUCUCCAAGGCAGCCAUUUCCAGAGGAAUGAAUCCUUUUGUUUUUGUUGUUUAUAGACAAGCUUUUGCCUCAGUUGCAUUGGCUCCCUUUGCUAUCUUCCUUGAAAGAAAGAAGGCACCUCCACUGUCAAAUGUUUUACUUUGCAAGAUCUUUCUGGUUUCCUUUUGUGGAUUAACUCUGAGUUUGAAUCUCUACUAUAUUGCAAUUAACAAUACAACUGCAACAUUUGCUGCUGCAACCACUAACAUAAUUCCUGUCAUAACCUUUAUAAUGGCAGCCCUACUGAGAAUGGAAACUGUUUCUAUAAAGAAUGUCCCUGGAAUUGCCAAGCUGAUAGGUUCUGCUACAGCUGUUUCUGGUGCUCUAGUGUUUGCUUUUGUAAAGGGACCUCCAUUGAAGUUCAUGAACUUGAAUCAAUCCACUCCUGAUGAUCAUAUUCAAGACUCAUCAAUAAAGGGUUGUUGCUCUAGUGGAGAAUGGAUCAAAGGUUCUCUCCUGAUGAUCUCAGCCAAUAUAUUAUGGUCUUUGUGGUUUGUGUUGCAGGGUCCCAUUGUGAAGCAAUAUCCAGCUAAGCUGCGUCUUACUGCUUUGCAAUGCUUCUUUUGCUGUGUACAGUCAGCCUUUUGGGCCAUGGCUGUGGAGAGGAAUCCUUCAGCUUGGAAGCUUGGUUGGGAUCUUCAUCUUCUUGCUGUAGCCUAUUGUGGCAUAACUGUGAAUGGGAUUUGCUAUUGGCUGCAAGUUUGGACAAUAGAGAAGAAAGGACCAGUUUUUGCUUCAAUGUUCACUCCUUUAGGACUUCUCCUUACUGCCAUUUUCUCUGUGUUCCUGUGGAGAGAAACUCUUCAUUUGGGAAGUAUUGGUGGGGCAAUUUUGUUGGUGAGUGGGCUUUAUGGAGUGCUAUGGGGGAAGAAGAAAGAAGAAAGCAAAAGCAUGACAAAUGAACACAAUUCAUCAGAAACUAAAGCAGAAAUCAAAUUGGAGUGUAUUACACAUCAGUAGUUGAUGUGUUGGAAAGAAAUUGUAGCCAAUGGCCUUUCUCCACACACUCACUCAUCACUUGCUCAUCAUUGUAUUUAUUAUGUAAUUUUUAAUAAUAUAAAUCAAUAAGGAUUAAA